UCCCCUGAAUCAGAUAGGAACCGCCGCGUCGGUGAUCCGCCCGCAAUGUCGUUCGCUCCUUCGGCAGGCUCGAUAAGCACCAUCAGCAGCCUCUGAUAGUCCGGUUUGAAGCCGACCAGCGGAAGCCAAUACUAAAGCGGAAGUCGCAGCUCGACACCCGCAUUUCGUUCCAAGACCCGCAGCGUUUCCCGCCUGAGAAACAACGCGUCGCGGAUCGCUUGCCGAGGCUGGUGCACGGUGUGGAACUUUAUCGUACUGCAUGGAUCCAGUGGCAAGGGUGACACGUGGCGCCGGGACGCCUGGAAAAGCCGCGGAAAUGACGGAGAAGAUCGUCCUUAAGCCGGGAUCCUUGUAUCUACGGAACAGGACUCCUCGAGUUUCAAGCACCGCUGGUAUUACCCUGUUUACUAUCGUACUGGCCGUUCUUUCCAACGUUCAAAUCACACCGGCUGUCGAAGUAUUCACCAACUCGUUUCUCGUCAAGAUGAGACAACCAGCCGAGACUUUUGUCGCCGACAGCGUAGCCGCCAGAAACGGUUUCGUCAAUCUAGGACCGGUUCUGGGCAGCAAAACUGAGUACCACUUUGUCCAUCGGGCUCUCCCUCACGCCAGGACCAAGAGAUCCGUACCGCACACGAGAAGACUGAAGGUCGAUCCGAUGGUUCACACGGCCGUUCAGCAGUCUGGAUUCAAACGCGUGAAACGUGGCUACAAAUCCUUGAGUAUCGAGCAGUUGGUGCCGCUCCAGGAGAUGAAAAACUCGGGCAGUCAGGACCCGACCGAUCCCUAUUUUCAGUACCAAUGGUACCUGAAAAACACGGGUCAGAACGGAGGAAAGCCGAAGCUGGAUUUGAACGUCGAGGCGGCUUGGGCGCAGGGAGUUACGGGGAAAAACGUCACGACUGCCAUCAUGGACGACGGAGUGGAUUACAUGCACCUGGACUUGAAGUACAAUUAUAACGCAAAGGCGUCGUACGACUUCAGCAGCAACGAUCCGUAUCCGUAUCCCAGAUACACCGACGACUGGUUUAACAGUCACGGGACUCGAUGCGCCGGGGAAGUUGCGGCGGCUCGGGACAACGGAGUAUGCGGUGUUGGGGUGGCAUACGAUUCGAAAAUAGCCGGUAUCCGGAUGCUGGAUCAGCCUUACAUGACCGAUCUCAUAGAGGCGAACAGCAUGGGCCACGAGCCGAACCUGAUCGACAUUUACAGCGCAUCCUGGGGGCCGACGGACGACGGAAAAACCGUCGACGGACCCAGAAACGCGACGAUGCGGGCGAUCGUUAGGGGGGUUAACGAGGGUCGUAACGGAUUGGGGAACAUUUACGUCUGGGCGUCGGGAGACGGCGGCGAGGAGGACGAUUGCAACUGCGAUGGAUACGCGGCGAGCAUGUGGACCGUAAGCAUCAACAGCGCCAUCAACGACGGUCAAAACGCCCAUUACGACGAAAGCUGUUCGAGCACUCUGGCCUCCACUUUCAGCAACGGCGCCAAGGAUCCGAACACCGGUGUGGCGACGACUGACUUGUACGGAAAAUGCACAACCACUCACAGCGGUACUUCAGCGGCCGCACCUGAGGCAGCCGGAGUUUUCGCCCUGGCACUCGAGGCUAAUCCGCAACUGACUUGGCGGGAUAUCCAGCAUCUGACGGUGCUGACCUCAAAGCGGAAUUCUCUCUUCGACGCUAAGGGAAGAUUUCACUGGACGAUGAACGGCGUAGGUUUGGAAUUCAAUCACUUAUUUGGCUACGGUGUUCUCGACGCUGGAUCGAUGGUGGCGCUUGCCAAAAGGUGGAAGACGGUACCGCCUCGUUAUCACUGCGAGGCGGGAUCCGUUUUGAAUAUGCAAGAAGUGCCGAGCGAUCGAUCGAUCCUGUUGAAGAUCAAGACUGACGCAUGCGCGGGAACGGAUUACGCUGUGAAUUACCUGGAGCACGUACAGGCGGUGAUAACUGUGAACGCGACUCGUCGAGGUGACGUCGAACUGUUUUUGACGUCGCCGAUGGGAACAAGAUCGAUGAUUUUGAGCCGGAGAGUAAACGACGACGAUCAUCGAGACGGUUUCACCAAGUGGCCGUUCAUGACGACUCAUACCUGGGGCGAAUAUCCCCAGGGUACGUGGCUCUUGGAGGUGAGUUUCAGCUCAAAGGUACCGCAGCACGGUUGGAUAAAAGAGUGGACGUUGAUGCUUCACGGAACCCGAGAACCGCCGUACACGGGACUUCCGGCAGCCGAUCCUCACUCGAAAUUGGCGAUCGUUAAGAAGGCACACGAGGAGAGAUCGACCGGCAUAUAACGAUCAGGCGAAUUGGAUGAUAAACGACAAACGACGAAGCGGCAUUACAAGAGAGACCGAAAACAUUUUCCCCGACCCCAAUACAGCGGGGUUCACGGAACGUCGUUAAAA
Molecule: messenger RNA, 2407 nt
Organism: Neodiprion fabricii
Lineage: Eukaryota; Metazoa; Arthropoda; Insecta; Hymenoptera; Diprionidae
Gene: amon
Product: neuroendocrine convertase 2
Exons: 12
Coding region: 260-2296 (678 amino acids)
Biological process (GO): protein processing
Cellular component (GO): trans-Golgi network; Golgi membrane
Molecular function (GO): serine-type endopeptidase activity
Source: RefSeq, a predicted model, not a curated record